AUGAACAAGUUCGAUGAAUUUAUAGAGGAGAACGACCAAAAGCUCAAUGUUGAUACGACCACCAGAAUUGAGAUAACGCAUACACCGAGCGGUGGGACCUCUCCAAGGGAGCCAACUCGCCAGUCGUCAGUGAGGCGAUCCCUCGUUCAGCCACAAGUCACCCCGGGUAGGCCCAGCGACCAGGAACAUCCACUAAAAGAUACAUAUUCUCGGCCGCCAAAUAGCAUGAAACUCAACAGGUCCAAUACGUUGAAGCGAAAAUCACUCAUUCAGCCCAUCAUAUCCCCAGAGGCUACGCCGGGCGAGCACCGGCAACAGCAACAGCGAACGCGUUCCAUGAGCAACGCGUCAUAUCACUCUCGAACAAGUAGCAUAGGUUCUGAGCACGCGUCACCUGCAGGUAAGGAUUUGAAUGCUUUGUUACAAAUGCUCGCAAACAAAGAACUAGAACUGCUUGACUCAAAGCGCAAAGUAGAUGACAUCAAGAGGUCGCUACAUCAGGAAGAGCAAACGCUGCAUAUGAAAUCGAAGGAGUUGAAUGAACUCAAAGUUCAAGUUGCCAAGAUAUUAAACGACAAUGUCGCUGCAAGCACCGGAUUUAAUGGCAAUGAAAGCCAUGCUGGCGAAUUAGGGAAACUUGGAGAGGACUUUGAGCACAUGGCACAGAAAAAGGCUUCUCCAGCUCCAGCACCCUCUCCAACUCCUGCCAAAAAAGAGUCAAUGUGGACGAGGCCCUUAUCCUUAUUCAAUCAGUUUGACCAAUUGAUUCAGCAUGAAAUAGAAAAGAAGCUAAAUUGGGACGAUUUAGAAGCUCCACGGCCAAAUCCCACUAACAAGCACAGCAACGAAAACAAUUCUUCACAACCAAACAGUAAAAGCACACACGAUAAUGCAACGUCAACAGAAGAUGUUUUGGGUAAUGUUUCGACAUCGCUGUGGAACUUCGUUAGCGACGUGAGAACAGGCUUACUGGGGAUUAAUGAGGAGCCAGAGGAGACUGAGACGUUCCAAAAGCAACCCCAAAAGAAUAGUAGCUCCACUCGCAAGAGUCGUUCAAGUGAAAACCACCUCAAGUUCAUUGCAAGUGAAGAUGAGGGCGACCCAUCGCUGCUACCAAGGGAAAACGGGCAAGCUAGCCAUUUGGACGCUGAAGUUGAAUUAAUAGAUUACAAAAGUAAUACAUAG
Messenger RNA from Lachancea fermentati, 1185 nucleotides. The record is from the annotation of a GenBank genome assembly. NCBI's taxonomy places the organism in Eukaryota, Fungi, Ascomycota, Saccharomycetes, Saccharomycetales, Saccharomycetaceae.